Funneliformis mosseae is the source of this 249-nucleotide messenger RNA. Lineage: Eukaryota; Fungi; Glomeromycota; Glomeromycetes; Glomerales; Glomeraceae. The record is from the annotation of a GenBank genome assembly.
AUGGUUUAUGGAUACAAUUCAUCUUACUUUUCAUUAAAUAAGAUUGAUUGUAAGGCAGAGAUUAAAAAAGUCCAUGAGAAAAUGUUACGAUGGAUUAAUGAGGAAGGAGGAUCAAUCGAUCCUUUUGCGCACAAAACUUCUAGCGAUGGUAUUGAAUUGUUACACGAAUCUGCAAUAUUAUUUCUACUUGAAAUAAAAAAUGAGAUCGCAACUGGGGUUGUCAUAUGUUCUGCGCUGGGCUCGAAGUAG